CCUUCUGCAUUUCAGAUCAGCGUUGCUUAUGUUCGCGUCAGGUUUUUAAUCCAGCUGCAAACAUCCCACGCCUUUCAACCUGAAUCUCAUCCAGCUGCAACACCCAGCAUCAUCAUCAUCACCAUCAUCACCUUCAUCAUCAUCACCUGCCAUUCCUGAUGUCGCACGAUAAUUGCAUCAUUGUUGCAGGAAGAAGCAGAGGGAUGUCCACCCCAGACCCUCCAUUAGGCCCUUCCCCUGGUCCCGGGCCUUCUCCUGGGCCAAUGAUGGGGCCUGGACCCUCACCUGGAUCCUCCCAUGGCAUGAUGGGCCCAAGUCCUGGACCCUCCACCACAUCUGGUCACUCUGUCUCUCAGCAAGGAGCAGCUGGAUACACACAGCAGGACAGUAUGCACCCCAUGCACAAAUCUCUGGAGGGUCUGCACGAGAAGAACGUAGGAGAGGAAUCUCGUUUUGGUCAGAUGAAAGCUGUGUCCAUGAGAGCAGGUGGACAUGCUGGUAUGGGGCCUCCACCGAGUCCUAUGGACCAGCACUCCCAGGGCUACCCCUCUCCAUUGGGCUCCUCGGAUCACGUCUCCAGUCCUCUCCCGGCCGGAGCCCCUCCUACCUCCGGUCCUCUCCUUUCCUCUUCCUGCACCUCCUCCAGUCCUCUCGAGGGCGCUGACUCCCAGCCGAGCCGCUCUGGGGCUCAGAGCAACACCCCUGGAUCCUCCGCCAACCCGACACCCUUUAACCAAAACCAGCUGCACCAGCUUAGGGCACAAAUUAUGGCCUACAAGAUGCUGGCACGCGGACAGCCUCUUCCCGACCACCUACAGAUGGCAGUACAGGGCAAGAGGCCCAUGCCAGGCAUGCAGCAAGGCCAGGCCAUGCCAAGUCUGCCACCUGGUGGUGGAGGAGGACCAGGGACAGGUCCAGGACCUCUGGGACCCAACUACAGUCGAGGGCAUGUGUUGAGUGGUCCCAGCGUGCCCCCGUCUGGCCCAAAUGCUGUUCCCCCUGCCAACGGGCCACCAAAAACCUGGCCUGAGGGUCCCAUGGUGAACGCAGCCACACCUUCUAAUGCCCCACAGAAGCUGAUUCCUCCACAGCCCACUGGCCGCCCGUCUCCGGUGCCCCCCUCUGUGCCCCCUGCUGCCUCCCCAGUCAUGCCCCCUCAGACUCAGUCUCCUGGACACCCGGGGCACUCGGCCCAGCCGGCACCCACCAUCCCGCUGCAUCAGAAACACAACCGCAUCACUCCCAUGCAGAAACCCUGCGGCCUGGACCCUGUGGAGAUCCUGCAAGAAAGAGAGUACAGGCUUGAAGCACGUAUAACACACCGUAUCCAGGAGCUAGAGAAUCUUCCGGGAUCACUAGCUGGAGACCUGCGUACCAAGGCCACCAUUGAGCUCAAAGCUCUCCGACUGCUCAACUUUCAGAGACAGCUGCGUCAAGAGGUGGUGGUGUGUAUGAGGCGUGAUGCAGCUCUUGAGACGGCUCUGGAUGCGAAGGCUUAUAAACGCAGUAAGAGACAAUCCCUGCGAGAGGCUCGCAUUACAGAGAAACUGGAGAAACAGCAAAAGAUCGAACAGGAACGCAAACGUCGGCAGAAACACCAGGAAUAUCUGAACAGCAUCCUCCAGCAUGCCAAAGACUUUAAGGAGUACCAUCGCUCUAUCACUGGAAAGAUCCAGAAGCUGACCAAAGCUGUGGCCACGUACCACGCCAACACGGAGCGAGAGCAGAAAAAAGAGAAUGAACGCAUCGAGAAGGAGAGGAUGAGGAGAUUGAUGGCUGAAGAUGAAGAGGGUUACAGGAAGCUGAUCGAUCAGAAGAAGGAUAAGCGGCUGGCCUACCUGCUGCAGCAGACUGAUGAGUACGUGGCCAACCUGACCGAGCUGGUUCGGGCCCACAAGGCGGCCCAGGCUCUCAAGGAGAAGAAGAAGAAGAAGAAAAAGAAGAAGAAGCUGGAGAACGCAGAGGGGCAGCCGCUAGCUUUGGGACCAGAUGGAGAGCCGCUGGACGAGACGAGUCAGAUGAGCGACCUGCCUGUGAAGGUGAUCCAUGUGGACAGCGGGAAGAUCCUGAGCGGAGUGGACGCUCCCAAAGCGGGACAGCUGGAUACCUGGCUGGAGAUGAAUCCUGGAUAUGAGGUGGCGCCGAGAUCAGACAGCGAGGACACAGGCUCCGAGGAGGACGAGGAGGAAGAGGAAGAGCAGCCCCAGCCAUCACAGACUACUGUGGAAGAGAAGAAGAAGAUUCCAGAUCCGGACAGCGAGGAUGUGUCAGAAGUGGACGCUCGUCACAUCAUUGAGCAUGCUAAGCAGGAUGUAGAUGAUGAGUAUGGUGGUGCUGCGUUCACACGCGGUCUGCAGUCGUACUACUCAGUGGCUCAUGCAGUCACUGAAAAGGUGGACAGACAGUCGUCCCUGAUGGUCAACGGGCAGCUCAAACAGUAUCAGAUUAAAGGUUUGGAGUGGUUGGUGUCUCUGUACAAUAAUAAUCUGAAUGGAAUCCUAGCUGAUGAGAUGGGUUUAGGAAAGACCAUCCAGACCAUCGCGCUCAUCACCUACCUCAUGGAGUACAAACGCCUCAACGGGCCCUAUCUCAUCAUUGUACCGCUCUCAACUCUUUCUAACUGGGUCUACGAGUUUGACAAAUGGGCCCCGUCUGUAGUGAAAGUCUCGUACAAGGGAUCUCCCGCAGCCAGACGGGCGUUUGUUCCUCAGCUCCGCAGUGGCAAAUUCAAUGUUCUUCUCACCACCUACGAGUACAUCAUUAAAGACAAGCAAGUACUGGCGAAGAUUCGCUGGAAGUAUAUGAUCGUGGAUGAGGGCCACCGGAUGAAGAAUCACCACUGUAAGCUGACUCAGGUACUGAACACACACUACCUGGCUCCAAGGCGUGUCCUGCUGACGGGGACGCCGCUGCAGAACAAGCUGCCUGAGCUGUGGGCCCUGCUCAACUUCCUGCUGCCAACCAUCUUCAAGAGCUGCAGCACCUUCGAACAGUGGUUCAACGCCCCGUUCGCCAUGACUGGAGAGAAGGUGGACCUGAACGAAGAGGAGACCAUCCUGAUUAUUCGCCGUCUCCACAAAGUGCUCCGCCCCUUCCUGUUACGUAGGUUGAAGAAGGAGGUGGAAGCUCAGCUACCCGAGAAGGUGGAAUAUGUGAUAAAGUGUGAUAUGUCAGCGCUGCAGAGGGUUCUAUACAGACACAUGCAGGCCAAAGGGGUUCUGCUCACUGACGGAUCUGAAAAAGACAAGAAGGGUAAAGGCGGCACUAAAACUCUGAUGAACACUAUCAUGCAGUUGAGGAAGAUCUGUAAUCAUCCCUACAUGUUCCAGCAGAUUGAGGAGUCCUUUUCUGAGCACUUGGGCUUCUCUGGUGGUAUAGUACAAGGCCCUGACCUGUAUCGAGCUUCUGGAAAGUUUGAGGUUCUGGACCGGAUUCUUCCCAAACUCCGAGCGACCAAUCACAAAGUUCUGCUCUUCUGCCAGAUGACAUCACUGAUGACUAUCAUGGAGGACUAUUUCGCAUACCGCAACUUUAAAUACCUCCGUCUGGAUGGUACGACUAAGGCAGAGGACCGCGGCAUGCUCCUGAAGACAUUUAAUGAUCCUGAGUCGCAGUACUUCAUCUUCCUGCUGAGCACCAGGGCAGGGGGUCUUGGCCUCAACCUGCAGAGCGCAGACACGGUGGUCAUCUUCGACAGUGACUGGAAUCCUCACCAGGACCUGCAGGCACAGGAUCGAGCUCAUCGUAUCGGGCAGCAGAACGAGGUGCGGGUGUUACGCUUGUGCACCGUGAACAGUGUAGAAGAGAAAAUCCUCGCUGCUGCCAAGUACAAGCUCAACGUGGACCAAAAGGUCAUCCAAGCAGGCAUGUUCGACCAGAAAUCAUCCAGUCACGAGCGCCGCGCGUUCCUGCAGGCCAUCCUGGAGCAUGAGGAGCAGGACGAGGAGGAGGACGAAGUUCCAGAUGAUGAAACUGUGAAUCAAAUGAUCGCAAGGAGCGAAGAGGAGUUUGAUCACUUUAUGCGUAUGGAUUUGGACCGGCGUCGUGAAGAGGCUCGGAACCCGAAGCGCAGGCCUCGGCUCAUGGAGGAAGAUGAGCUUCCCACUUGGAUCAUGAAGGACGACGCUGAGGUCGAGCGGCUCACCUGUGAGGAGGAGGCGGAGAAGAUGUUCGGUCGCGGCUCACGCCAGAGGAAGGAAGUCGACUACAGCGACUCGCUCACUGAGAAACAAUGGCUCAAGGCUAUAGAAGAAGGCACACUGGACGAGAUCGAGGAGGAAGUGCGCCACAAGAAGACGACGCGAAAGAGGAAGCGUGAUCGUGACCUUGAUGCUGGUCCAUCUACAUCAGGGACACGUGGAGCGAGAGACAAAGACGAGGACAGUAAGAGACAGAAGAAGCGUGGACGACCUCCAGCAGAGAAGAUAACCCCAAACCCACCCAGCCUCACCAAGAAGAUGAAGAAGAUUGUGGAAGCUGUUAUUAAAUACAAAGAGAGCAGUAAUGGCCGGCAGCUGAGUGAAGUCUUCAUCCAGCUUCCGUCUCGUAAAGAGCUCCCUGAGUACUAUGAGCUGAUCCGCAGACCUGUCGACUUCCGCAAGAUCAAGGAGCGUAUCCGCAGCCACCGCUAUCGCAGUCUGAAUGACCUGGAGAGAGACGUGAUGCUGCUGUGUCAGAAUGCUCAGACCUUUAACCUGGAGGGCUCAUUGAUUUAUGAGGACUCCAUUGUGCUGCAGUCGGUGUUCACCAGCCUGCGACAAAAGAUUGAGAAGGAGGAGGAGAGCGACGGAGAGGAGAGCGAGGAAGAGGAGGAGGAACAGGACGAAGGCUCAGAGUCUGAGUCUCGCUCAGUGAAGGUAAAAAUUAAACUGGGCCGAAAGGAGCGCAGUGCCGAAAGAGGAAAAGGCAGGAGGAGGGGAGGGAGAACCAGAGCCAAACCUGUCGUCAGUGAUGAUGACACCGAGGACGAACGAGAGGAGGAGCGCUCUAACACUGCCAGUGAUGAAGACCAGGGAUAAAGACACUAAUCAACGUAAACUGUAUUGUUAAAGCCUAAAGCGGGACUUACUAAGCGCAGAUUCUUCCAUAGAUAUGAUGGAAAAAUACCACUUGCAUCAGAAUCACUAGCAGAGUUGUUGAUUUUUUCAAAGCAAAUGUUGCACAUUUUGGUCCGUUACUUCUCUAAGAAUCAUAUAUUGUAGCGAUAAAAAAGGCUGAACUGAAGCCAGGCUAAUCACACACACUGGAAAUAGCUAAUCUACAACUAGACUUUUCCCACAUCGUUACAUAGUUAUAAUUAAAUAACACAGAGAGUGGUAUUUAGUUCAAUCCUGUACUGCAUGUGCUUUGGUGUUGAUGCAGUUUGUAGCACACUGCCCCCUUGUGGACCCACUUGUUUUUACAAUGAAAUUCUGCAUUAGUUGUACUGUAUAUUGUGUGUGUAUAUUAAUCCUGUCAGCCGUUUGUGCGAGUGAUUUAUGUAGCGCUAUUUUUAGGUUAUGGUGUUUUGCCAUCUUAAUUUCUUUUACCUCUGUGUCAUACGCUUGGUGCGCAAUCAUGUGAUGUCGAGCUGCAUGCAAAUAGGGUUAGCAAUUUAGCCGUUGUAUCUUUCUUUCCCAGCUUGAGGUACUUUUAACUAAAAGUUAAGACUGCCGCCAAGAUGGUGUGUACGAACUAUCGAGCUCCAUGUACUGUAUGUCACGUCCACCUCUUAAAACAUGUAUCUGACACACCACUGGUAGUCUUGACGUGUUUGCUGCUCUGGAUAAGAGCGUAUUUCAGAUCAAAUGAAAGUUGAGGUCGGUUUUGAAUGUGGACAGCAUGCUGAAUUACUUAAGUUUUACUUUUGUAGAAACGUGAUGUCAUGUCGAUGUUUUAAAAUGCUUUUUUUGCGUGUCUUCUCUUUGUCCCUGCUGAGAUUAAACUUUAUGGAUCUUACGCCUGGACAAAAGGAAUUGUACUUAAAAGCAACACUUCAUUCCUUCCAUAAAACUCUGUUAACAGGUGUGUAACUCUGCAGCUGGGACUGUAACUUCAGUUCACAAGUGCAGUCCUACAAAAACAAAUCAUAGUUUUAUGUCUUUACAAUGGAUAUAUUGUGAUCACAAAUCAAAUUUAUGUGCUUUGAUCUUUAUAAAGCGCUAGUUUCCAGUAAAACACGUAAAAUGGUAACAUGUAAACCUGUUAAAAGUGAGAUGUACGUUACAAACUAAACGAUCAUCUGCAAGUGGUUGAUGAAGAAUGAAAUUUGUUACAGAUUCAUUUAAACAUUUGCCAUCUUCGGUGUUGCUUUCACGUAUGAUUGCUUUACACUGGGAAUUAACUCCACAGUAAAUUGCAAGUUUCUGUAUUGUGUUAGCCAGUGAGUGUCAGUGGACACUCGGAUAUAACAAUAAAAUACUGUAAUGUCACAGUAAUGUAACUUUGACUGUA
Pangasianodon hypophthalmus (striped catfish) is the source of this 6432-nucleotide messenger RNA. Its product is annotated as transcription activator BRG1. The transcript has 33 exons. The record is from RefSeq and is a predicted model, not a curated record. Lineage: Eukaryota; Metazoa; Chordata; Actinopteri; Siluriformes; Pangasiidae. The coding region runs from base 159 to 5018 and encodes 1619 amino acids. Gene Ontology annotation, molecular function: ATP binding; ATP-dependent chromatin remodeler activity; DNA binding. Gene Ontology annotation, cellular component: nucleus. Gene Ontology annotation, biological process: positive regulation of transcription by RNA polymerase II.